Closterium sp. NIES-65 is the source of this 2229-nucleotide messenger RNA. The record is from the annotation of a GenBank genome assembly. Lineage: Eukaryota; Viridiplantae; Streptophyta; Zygnematophyceae; Desmidiales; Closteriaceae.
AUGGCGAGUCACAGCACUUCUACUACCCUGCCGACUAACAGCAGCGCGACCAUCGCCGCACCGGACGGAGGGACGUCAGAGUCCCUCGCCGCUGCUCUCUUCUCAUUGGACGACCUCCCUUCGCCGCUCGCUUCGCUGCAUGCCACUCUCCCGCCGCCGCCGGCUGCGCCGGUUUCUCAGAGUCCUCUCCCCGACUCGGAGCAUAAAGGCCGCUUCGGCUGGUCCCCAAUUGGCCCCCGCGGCUUUCCCGAGGAGGGAUUUGCGCUACACGCCGAACCUCGCUCCGAACCGCUAAACGAGCCUCUUGCCAAGCCUCAGAUGACCGCUGUGGGCGGCGAGGAGGUGGCUGGUGAAGCGGCCGCGGAAGUUGGGUUGGGAGUGCUGACAGGGCUGACAGGGCCUGCUUCUGAAGCUGCUGCUGCUGCUGCUAUGAUGCGAGGAGCGGCGGGCGGGGAGGUGCAGCUAGAGCGCAUGUUGAUGGGAGCAGGCAGCGAGGCCGAGAGGCGGCAGCUGUUAGCUCUCCUGCUGGCGCUGAAGAAGGUGGAGGAGCAGCAGUCGCAGGAAGCGCAGCAGCAGACGCAGCAGAAGCUGAGGCAGAACGCACGGAAGCGGCAGAGGCGGCAGAGGGCGAUGGGAGGUCAAGGAUUGUCAGGAAACCCUCAGUCGCCGCAAGUGCAGCAGCAGGAGCAGCAGCAGCCUGAGCAGGAGGAGCAGGAAGGAAGGAAUGAGGAGCACCGGUUCUUAGCUAGCUCGCCUUUUCUCGCGGGAGCAAGUCCUGACCUCCACGACGUAGGUGUAAUGGGACGCAUGGACGGGCGGGGAGGGGAGAGGAGCGGCAGCGGUGGCAGCAGUGGUGGUGGCAGCGGUAUCGCCAGUGGUAUUUGCAACGGUGUUCGGACUGACCCGGAUUUUUCACUGCGUGGUGUUGGGAAUGACGUCUAUUUUUCACUGCGUGGUGUUGACAAGAGCCUCACCAGUGCUCUGAGUAAUGAGAUUUGUCUUAACGCAAUGCGUGGCAUCAACAGUGGCGUUUUCAGCGGUGGAGCUGCUGUGAACGUUGGGGCAACGAACGCUGGCAACGUUGGGAGGAAGAGAAGCCCUGACGCCCUGGAUGACGGCGCUACAGCCGCUCCCCAGUGGCAACACGGCAUGCAGACCCCCGCCGGCUGCUACAGCCGCAGCGUGCUUGACCAUGCGGACCAGAGUGGUGUGCUGGAUGGCAUGCUCUUAAAGGAUGCAGACUCAGCGCCAGUGGGGGCAGCGGCAGUGGGGGCAGCACCGGCACACCCUACUUUGUCUCCUCUUCACGGCAGCAUGGCGGUGGCAGCAGGGCAGCACAUGCACCUCCUGCUCCAGCAGCAGCGGCUGCAGCAGCAACAGCCACUGCAGCAGCAGCAGCAGCAGCAGCAGAGGUGUGAGCAAGCGUCACAGCCUCUGUCACCGGAGGCCAGAAAUCAGCGCUCUCGAGGCAGCGCAGGCUCGGCGGGCACAGGCACGGCCGGUGAAGGCUCGGCGCGCUCAGGCUCGGCAGGCACCGGCAUGGGUGGUGCAGACUCGGCUGGCGGUCCGGCAACCAGCAGCAGUGGGCAAGAGGGUGGGGAAGAAGGCACAGAAGUUAUGCGAGAGGGCAUGCGAGAUGGCAUGCGAGGCAUGGAGGAAAUGGAUGGCAUGGGUCAGUGGCAGUCUGAUGAAGACUUAGGGGAAGCGGUACCUGCAAGACGAAUGGGGCAACAGGCCGAGUGGGGCUCAGAUGCCCUGGAUAAUCCCAAGGGCCGAGAGCGCGGCACCAUGCAAGACGAGUGUGGCACGGACGACGAGUGGUUGCCUCGGUGCCAGGGCGUAAGGACAGGCUCAGUGCCGAACAAGAGGAUCAAGAGCAGGAGCAUGGCGGAGCGGCGGAGGAGGGAGAGGAUCAGCGAGGGGCUGCAGAGGCUGAGGGCGAAGGUGCGGGGGCGAGGGGACACAUGCGCGAUGCUGGAUAGAGCAGUGGGGUAUGUAGAUGCAUUGGAGCGACGGGUGGUGGAGUUAGAGAGGGUUGUGAUGGCAGCUGCUGGAUCUGGGAGAAACGUUUUCCCCGGCAAUGCAUUUGCCGGUGGUUUUGCUGGUCGUGGUUUUGCCGGUAACGUUUUUGCUAAUAAUGCCACGGCGCUGACGACGAUACCGGCUUCGAUGACAUCGGUCCCGACUGGCCUUGGGGGUGACGCGGUUGCCAGCUGGCCUUGGGAGUGA